Messenger RNA from Colletotrichum truncatum, 1584 nucleotides. Its product is annotated as feruloyl esterase B-2-like protein 1. The record is from RefSeq and is a predicted model, not a curated record. Lineage: Eukaryota; Fungi; Ascomycota; Sordariomycetes; Glomerellales; Glomerellaceae.
AUGCUGUACUUAGUCGUCCUUGGCGCGCUGGUGCAAGCUGCCUCCUCUAGUGCUUCCAACAGCAGUGCAGAAUUCCGACAACAAUGCCUUUCUUUUGGCAACUCUACGGUUAUACCAGGUGCUGAAUCCUACAAGACUGAGUUCUUAUCAGCUGGUUCCACACUUCGGCUCCCUGGCGCUGAUCCGAGCUGUGGUCGGACAUCCCAGACAGUUUCGGCGGAUCUUUGCCGUCUUACUGCCCAGGUCGCCACCUCCACACGUUCUGGAUUCAAGUUCGAGGCGUGGCUUCCACAGAACUGGACUGGCCGCUUCCUAAGCACUGGCAAUGGUGGUCUCGGUGGCUGCAUCCAGUAUGAAGAUCUUGACUACGGCAGUUCGCUUGGCUUUGCAACGGUGGCAACCAACAACGGUCACGAUGGCAUGAGCGGCGUCUCGUUUUUGAACAACCCGGACGUUAUCGAAGACUUCGCCUAUCGCGCACUUCACACCGGUGUCGUUGUUGGCAAAGACGUCAGCAAAUCGUUCUACGGAAGCCCUCACACUAAGAGUUACUACCUUGGCUGCUCCACCGGGGGUCGUCAGGGGUUCAAGGAGGCGCAAGCCUUCCCCGAUGACUUUGAUGGCAUUGUCGCUGGUGCACCAGCGUUCUCAUUCAACAACCUUACAUCGUGGAGUUGCCACUUUCUCCCCCUUACUGGACUCGAAGGUGCCGAUACCUUCAUCCCAAUGACAAUGUGGCCAACUAUUCACGAAGACAUUCUGAAGCAAUGUGACAAGCUCGACGGCGUCGCAGAUGGAAUUAUCGAGUCACCUGAGCUUUGCGACUACAAGCCAGAUGGAUUGGUGUGCGAGAGCGGAAACGCUACUCAAUGCCUGACUGAGAAGCAGGUGGAAACCCUCCGUGCUAUUUAUUCACCGCUACUCGAUGCUUCUGGCAGUUUGGUUUACCCACGGAUGCAACCCGGUGCCGAGCUCACUGGUGCGCCGCAGACAUACUUCACUGGACAGGCAUUCGGGGCGGCAGACUGGUUCCGUUACGCCAUUUUCAAUGAUUCCAACUGGGACCCUCUUAGCCUCAAGCCUGCGGACUAUGUCCUGUCGUCGUCGCUGAACCUUUUCAACAUUGAGACCUUUGAUGGCGACCUGUCAGCCUUCCAGUCCCGUGGUGGCAAGCUUCUGCACUAUCACGGUUUGGUGGAUGGAACUAUUUCCAGCGACAACUCACCCAGAUACUAUGAGCAUGUUUCGAAGAUUAUGGGCCUUCAACCGGCGGCGCUAGACGAGUUUUACCGAUUCUUCCGUAUAUCUGGCAUGGCACACUGUGGAGGUGGCCCAGGUGCGACCUUCAUUGGCAAUCAAGCACAGAGUGUUGCGAGCCUUAACCCGGACGAGAAUGUGCUGAUGGCUAUCGUUCGCUGGGUUGAGGAAGAUGUGGCUCCCGAGACCGUUGUAGGCACAGCGUACAUUAACGGUACCAAAGCCGCAGGAGUCGACUUCAAGCGCAAGCAUUGCCGUUGGCCUCGACGAAAUGUGUUCCAAGGUGGUGACUUUAAGGAUGCGGAGUCAUGGACUUGUGUCAACUAG